AGCUUAGUCGUUUUGGAACUUUUCACGCGUUCGCUGCCUCAGUCUUUUGUGUUCGUCUCUUGUUUUUACAGAUUACCCGCUCCACAAUGAAAUACGCUGUGAUUGUGUUGGCCAUUGCCAUGUUUGCGAUUUCUGCCGCUUCAGCCUCUUCCGCUGGCCAGUUCCUGCCCCGUGCCUUCUUCACUUUGGACGCGGAGGGUCACCAGUCAGAUGUCCACCCUGUGAACGCCCAUCUGCUGAGGCGUCUUCGUCGCCAGGUGUAUUCCGCCUCAUCAUCCUCCUCCUCCUCCUCCUCAUCCAGUGGAAAUGGCGUAACCUUCGCCUCCACCUCGCACACCAUUCAAAAUGCCGAUGGUUCCGGCUCCGCUGGCAGCUCUUACACCCAGCAGCAGGCUGCUCCUGCUUCUGUGGGAGGCGUGAGCUUUGAAAGCCGUUUCGGUGAGGAUUCUGCAUCGGGCCAAUACAACCCCAGCUAUAACACCGGGGCCUAUAAUGGUAACAACGCGGCCUAUAAUAGCAACCCGGCGUCCUACAACACUGCUUCCUCCGUCAACACCAACACCGGAUAUGGAAGCACCAGCAACUACCAGCAGAGCUAUGGAUCUGGAGCCGUGCCCGCCACCCAAAUCCACCAGACCGUCACCACCUUUGAUGCCAACGGCAACCAGAAGGUGACCACCGUCCAGGGUGCUACCGAUGAGACCGGUGUCCUCAACGUCCAGAAGACCGAGGCCCACUACUCUGGUUAAAAAAUGGCGGGACGAAAGCUUUUAGAAUUUAGUUAUUUUCGAGUGUAAAGGAGUAAAAUGUAAUAAACUAAAGUAAAGUAAAUUAAUUUAA
Messenger RNA from Drosophila subpulchrella, 840 nucleotides. RefSeq lists its product as uncharacterized. The transcript is spliced from 4 exons. The record is from RefSeq and is a predicted model, not a curated record. NCBI's taxonomy places the organism in Eukaryota, Metazoa, Arthropoda, Insecta, Diptera, Drosophilidae. Bases 87 to 749 code for a protein of 220 amino acids.